Messenger RNA from Acytostelium subglobosum LB1, 819 nucleotides. RefSeq lists its product as hypothetical. Lineage: Eukaryota; Evosea; Eumycetozoa; Acytosteliales; Acytosteliaceae. The transcript has 3 exons. Bases 1 to 819 code for a protein of 272 amino acids. The record is from RefSeq and is a predicted model, not a curated record.
AUGGCUGAGAAGCUUGGAACGCAAACACUCAUCCACUGUGGCAACAAGCUCUCAUCCUACAUGCACAUGUUUAUAAUGCAUGUAGGAUACUUUCUCGAGCGAUAUGGAAACUUGGAAAGAUACUCUUUGUUCUGUGGAGAGUUUAAACACAAGAAUAACAGAGCGACCAAGAAGGCCAGGUCAAAUUCAUACAGAUACGCAACCUCAAAGGUUGACAAUCAAUCAUCAGAACUUGAUGGACACCUGACAGGAGACAUCAAUCAUCAGCUCAUGUACGCUGAGGCGCAACAUCAGUUCUUCAACAAUCAGCCAUCCCUGACAUACAUGCUUAGUAAUGGCAUUUCUCAUCUCAGGCAGGAGCUGAAGAGAAAGAGAGAAGAGAUACCUCAGCUUUCACCGCCAGAUAUGGAGUCUCUCUUUGGAGUGAGUUCGUUGAACGACAUUCCAGAACCCCCAGCAUCCACUCAGCUCUAUCCUCUAAACACUGAUGUAACAGUCCUUUGUUCAACUCCCAAUCACAAAGGUAAAGAGUACUUUGGAUCGUGGUGGGACGCCACUGUCACUGACUACAACCAUGACACCAAGCUCUACACCGUGAAGUACAAAGAUAAAACAACCUUGGGCAUCAAGUCUACCAGCACCAGCACAACAAGCACUACAAGCACUACAAGCACUACCAGCACUACCGGCACUACCAGGUCCUCGAGAGGCAAGAACAACAACACCACUAGCAAUGCUGGAAGCACCAAAAGGGCCAAGCUCCAAAAACAAUGCCCAAUAUCAAUCCAGAUAGGUGUGUCCAACUCCACACAACUUUAG